This is a messenger RNA of Culex quinquefasciatus (southern house mosquito), 1970 nucleotides long. RefSeq names its product pro-resilin (gene Cpr50Cb). The record is from RefSeq and is a predicted model, not a curated record. The transcript has 5 exons. Gene Ontology annotation, cellular component: extracellular matrix. NCBI's taxonomy places the organism in Eukaryota, Metazoa, Arthropoda, Insecta, Diptera, Culicidae. Bases 214 to 708 code for a protein of 164 amino acids.
CGUCAGCUUUGAUUUUACAGUUAAUAAAAGGGAAGCUCGUGGCGCUUCAGUGAGACAGUUGAUUUCGGUGUUCUGAAGCGGGAAGCAGCGCAGCUACCAGCUAGAGUUUGUGAAGCAGCAGCAGCCAGUGGAAGCAGUUUAGUGGAAAUUGCAGUGAAGUGAAGCGGCAUUUGUGGUUUCAAGCGAAAAACAGUGCUACUAAAAACAAUCAAAAUGAUGAAGUUCUUGGGUCUCUCCCUCUGCCUGGCGCUGACCAUCGUGGACCAGACGCUAGCCCAGAACAACCAGUACCUACCUCCGGACAAGGGCUACGACUACGACAAGCCGAACAAGCCCUUCCCCACCGCCACCCAGCCCCAGCAGGUCCCAUUCCCACCGGCGCCCACCCCGGGACGUCCCGCUCCCUCGUACGGACCUCCGCCAGCCGGUGGUGCCGAUCACGUCCACGAGCCGGGCAUGCCGUUCGACUUUAACUACAACGUGAACGACAUCGAAACCGGCAACGACUACUCGCACAACGCCGUCAGCGAUGGGGACGUGACCCGCGGGGAGUACCGCGUCCAGCUGCCCGACGGCCGGACCCAGAUCGUGCGCUACACCGCCGACUGGAAGAACGGGUACAACGCGGAGGUGACGUACGAAGGUGAAGCCAAAUACCCCGAAGGCCCAGGCCAGGGCGGUGCCAACGCCGGUGGAUACAAGUACUAAGCAACAACUAGGACGACUGCCAUUUCCCCCUCCUGAUGGUGUGUGAUACUGAAACAAUCGAAAAAAAAACAAUCAACGAGAACCCCCGUCACUUGCGCAAGUUUUUCCAGCCUCCAAAUCAGCUCGUUAUUGAUGCAAGGUCUAUGGAAAAGCUCGCGAAAUCUUGACACACCUGAGUACAUCGGAAAACGUGUGUACCAAUUAGCAGCGUCUGACGAAAUGACCAUUUCAAGAGUGUGUCCAAACCCCCCUCAUCAACCUGAAGAAACCCUUCUCUGUUUUAGUUUUUGUAAGCGAAUCGUUAGCUAUUAGGGUAUGAAUAAUUUGCAGACCAACCGAUUGCAUAGUCUUUCCACGAUCAAUCACGCGCGCAAUUCUUUGGACGAGCCGAGCCCUCGCUCAACUGCCAGUAUAAUUCUUCCAACGCAAAGAAACGCGAAUGUUAGUAAGACUCACUAGUGAUUUACUUUUUUUGGCCAAAUGUAAACAUCAUGCACUCAUGUUCCCCUCCUUGAAAGAUCGCAUUCCAUCUGUAGCGUAAAUUAUCGCGUUAAUUUAUAAUUAUACCCCGAGUGGAACAUGCUUCUCCAAACAGUCAUAAAUUUAGUGGAUCGUACCGCAAAGUUCCACACAACAACCAGUGACUAUCAUGUGAUACUAAGCAGAACAUGAACCAUCCCUUCCUCCCACCCCUCAAACGAUUAGUCGACAUUUGCGCUAGUGUGUUCAAAUGGCAUCGUCACGCGACUUGGACCCGUUGUAGGACACCAUCGAGCCGCCGUUGAAGAUGACUCCAUGCACGCUCGAACUGCUGUGUCGCACUGAGUUUAAUUAAUUUUACGAUUAUUACCGCUAUCCAUGUCCCGCCACGAGUACCGCGCAGCGCAGCAGGUCGCAAUGAUAUUCUUUCAAAAAAAAAAUCGUAAAAUAAACCUGCCAAUUAACCUCCGAUAGCCCACUAACACCACCACCAUAAGUAUUCCGAAUGACAUUAGCACGAGAGGAGCCUACGAAGAAGAACCAAUGUGUGAUAUGAAGAAGGAAAUUAGAUGCAAAAACUUGAACAAGUCACCUGAAAUAACGAACACCACACACACUGUGCACAUACAGACGUAUGCAUGAAAUUAUAGUCUCGGAAGCAGUAUUCGAACCGUGUAUUUAUGAAAACGAUUAAAAAAACAAACGAAAAAAAAAUUGUACGCGACACAUAUAAACGCAAUGAUGUAUGUAAUGUAAAAAUAAAGAAAUGUUAAAAACCGAAA